GAGAUGAUUAGUAUGUACAGCUUGCAUGAUAAUGUCUGGUCGUAGAGUUUAUACACUGAGCGUGAGCAUUGGAUACCGGCCUUCUUGAAAAAUGUAUUUUGGGCUGGAAUGAGUACAACACAGAGGAGCGAGAGCAUGAAUGCCUUCUUUGAUGGUUAUGUUCAUGCUAAGACAAAUUUAAAAGAGUUUGUCGAUCAGUAUGAUAAUGCCUUGAAAAAGAAGAUUGAGAACGAAAAUUGUGCGGACUUCCAGUCAUUUAACGUCACAAUUCCCUGCAUCUCGAGAUCUCCAAUUGAAAAGAGAUAUCAACAGCUGUACACAAAUGCUAAAUUCAGGGAAGUUCAAAUACAACUUACCGGCAUUAUUGACUUGGACCCAGUUUUACUUAAAGAGGACGGUACAGUGAAUACCUAUCUGGUAGAGGAUGAAGUUCAUCUCGAAGAUUUCACUAAGCUGGUUACACAUUCAGUGGAUUUUAGUGAUGACGAUGCAGUCGCCAAGUGUUCUUGUGGUUUAUUUGAAAUGAGGGGGAUAGUAUGCAGGCACAUCAUCGCCAUCUUCAAAUGUAACGGGAUUAAGACAAUACCAGAUAGGUACGUGCUGGAUCGAUGGAGGAAAGAUAUCAAAAGAAGAUACACGUUGAUCAACAGUAGAUAUGACGCAGGUGAUCAACGAGAAGAUGCUAAUAGAUAUUCAAGUCUGUUGAAUAUCUGUUAUAAGAUGAUUACUUGUGCGGCGAGUUCGAAAAAGCAUACUGAGGAUGCAACGACUAAGUUACAUGCGAUGAUUGCAGAGUAUGAAGCGAACCAAGAACCUCUAUCGAUGACUGAGAAGUGUGGAAAUGUUGAUGCCGCGACAAAGGACACAUCGACAUAUGGUAGUUCAACAAAAGUACUCAGUCCACUUGUUGUGCGAGGAAAAGGCAGACCCCCAUCUCUGAGGAGAGUAUCCAGGAUGGAGAGAGAACUGCGAAAAGUUAAGGAGAAGACGAAGAAAGCGCAGGGGAAGGGAAAACGCAAACAUCGAGAUGGGGAAGAGAAUCCAGUAGCAGACACUUGCAGGAAGCUAUUUGGCUCUUCCGAUUUGGACGUCUCCAAUGUUGGACACCUGCAGGAGGUUAAUGCAGAAAGCAUACCAGCUGUUGAGUUUAGUCAAACCCAGCCUCGAGAAACAGUACUUCAAAGUCAAGAAAGCAUGCAAUUUCGGUUUGAUGAAUCACAACCACAACAAUUAUAUGAUUAUUGUGGUCAUUUUGUCAUUCACCUUUGACUAGAACACACCAACAUAUUAGCGUAUGGAGUUGUUUGUUGUUUUUUUUCACUUGCCAACAAGCGGACACUUGCCAAGAAUGAUGGGUUUGUUCAUGUGCAAGUAGCAGAUACUUGCCAUUGAUUUUAUGUUCAUGCUUAAUUGCCCAACACUUAUUCUUAAUGCAAUUAAUAUUUCUAUCUUCUUCAUGUGCCCAAGACUCAUUAAUGCUUACAUACUAAAACCUGAAUGGAAAAAAGAAGAAGAAAAUUUGAACCAAGUUGCCUAUAUUGAUUUUAUUGAUGGCAUAUACUGUACCAAUAUUUAUUAGUAGUUUGUUUGGUCUUUGACAUUGAUUUUA
This is a messenger RNA of Juglans microcarpa x Juglans regia, 1609 nucleotides long. RefSeq names its product protein FAR1-RELATED SEQUENCE 9-like. The transcript has 5 exons. NCBI's taxonomy places the organism in Eukaryota, Viridiplantae, Streptophyta, Magnoliopsida, Fagales, Juglandaceae. The coding region runs from base 109 to 1269 and encodes 386 amino acids. The record is from RefSeq and is a predicted model, not a curated record. Gene Ontology annotation, molecular function: zinc ion binding.